Grus americana (Whooping crane) is the source of this 1304-nucleotide messenger RNA. It is a transcript of the gene RABEPK, whose product is annotated as Rab9 effector protein with kelch motifs. The transcript has 7 exons. Gene Ontology annotation, molecular function: protein binding. Lineage: Eukaryota; Metazoa; Chordata; Aves; Gruiformes; Gruidae. The record is from RefSeq and is a predicted model, not a curated record. The coding region runs from base 97 to 1206 and encodes 369 amino acids.
GAAGUCCGAGGCACUUCCGGCGGGUGCGGAUCGGAAGGCGACGGCCGCUUCCGCCCGGGUCCGUCCUCCGCUGAGCGCUGAGCGGCCCCGUCCGCCAUGGGCCCGCGGGCGCUGCCGCUGCUGGAGCCGGGGUGCCGCCCGCAGCCGGCCAAGUGGUACCGGCUGUCACCGCGCGGUGACCGGCCCCGCGGGCGCGUGGGCCACGGCUGCCUCUUCCUCCCGGGCGGCGGCACCGGCCGCGUCCUCCUCCUGGGCGGCGCCGACCCCGCUGGCGCCUUCUCAGACGCCCACUUCGUGGACCUGGGCGCACACCGCUGGGCCGCGGCCGGCUGGAGCGGGCUGCGGCCGCGCUAUGAGCACGCCACCUUCCUGCCUGCCGCCGCCCCCCCGCGCCUCUGGGUCUUCGGCGGCGCCCACCCGGCGGGGAACCGGAGCUGCGUCCAGGUGCUGGACCUGGAAAUUGGAACCUGGGAGAGUCCUGAAGUGAGUGGCGUGCAGCCGCUGCCUAGAACGUUUCAUACAUCCUCCGCAGCCAUAGGAGACUGUCUGUAUGUGUUUGGAGGGGGACAUAAAGGAGCAGAACCAGUUAAAGACCAGCGGCUUCACGUGUUUGACACAGCCACCUUGACCUGGUCCCAGCCAGACACUCAUGGUGAUCCCCCCUCUCCUCGGCACGGACAUGUUGUGGUUGCAGUCGGGUCCAAACUCUUCAUCCAUGGAGGUUUAGCUGGAGAUAUUUUUUACAAUGAUCUAUUCUGCAUUGAUAUAAAUGACAUGAGGUGGGUUAAGAUACCAGCCACUGGUGAUGUCCCGGGAGGACGGGCAUCCCACUCAUCAGCUGUGUUUAAAGACCACGUGUACAUUUUUGGUGGAAUAGGUCCAGGCGGGACACUAGAUACCACAUACAAGUACCACACAGAGAAGCAGCAAUGGACACUCCUACGGUUUGAUUCCCCUCUGCCUGCUGGGAGGCUGGACCAUGCCAUGUGUGUCAUUCCCUGGAGGGCUGGGAAGAGUGGAGAUGGGGGAACCAUCACCUGGGAAGGUACAGCUGGGAAAGAGUCAACAGCAUCAGGUGGUGACAAAGCUACACCACUCCAGGAGGAGUGUGCUGAAGACACAGUUGUGCAUCUGCUGUUGAUAUUUGGUGGGAUGGACAUGGAGGGGGAUGUUUACAGGGACUGCAUUGUCAGUCUGAUUGAAUAGCAGAGUGUGGUCCUGCACAGCACUAGCCUUUUCUACACUUUUUUUAUAGUCCUGUCAGAUCAAUUCUUCUGUCCAAUAAAGAAAUUCUUACCCUCAAA